Stereum hirsutum FP-91666 SS1 is the source of this 825-nucleotide messenger RNA. RefSeq lists its product as uncharacterized. NCBI's taxonomy places the organism in Eukaryota, Fungi, Basidiomycota, Agaricomycetes, Russulales, Stereaceae. The coding region runs from base 1 to 825 and encodes 274 amino acids. The record is from RefSeq and is a predicted model, not a curated record. The transcript is spliced from 2 exons.
AUGCCCGAGCUCUUCCGUCCUGCGACUAGAUACGAAGGGUGUGCCACUUGUGGAAAGACGCCAGACCAAGGUGCUGCACUUCGCGUCUGUAGCGGAUGUCGUUCUGUCUCCUUCUGUGACAAGGCAUGCCAGCGAAAGGGCUGGCGUCAGCACAAGUCUGUUUGCCGCCGAGCGCAAGAGCACAGGGGAACUGGGCCUCAUUCCGCCAAACCCUCGUCUUCCCCACCUGAGCAUUGCCUUCUGCGCGAUUUCGCUGGUUGUCACAGGGAGACGUUCGCGAUCAUAACUCACAGUGCCCUCAUCUCCUACGCCCUCACCGAACCCGGAGUCUCUCUCGAGACUCUCGACUGCUCCAACCUCUACGUCUACAUCACACUCUCUCCCCGCUUAAAUCAUGACGGUAAUCCUGCUCUCGCAUUCAUCGUACUCAACAUCGGCAUGUUGCAAUUCGACGACGUCAACGUCAAGCUCCGCCAGCGGAUCGAGCUCAAGCCCCAGACCGUGAAAGUUAUCCACGAGGCUCGAAUCGAGAAGUGGGGAACGAAGUUGGCGAAGCGAGGUAUUCUCUUGGUCUUGCACGCACCAGAUCUCGGAAUCACUGUCCGCUACGACACCUAUAUCAGGGAGACGAAGGGUCCUACGACUCCGGACAGCAAGGAUCCGCGGUUCAAAUUUGAGAUGUACAAAGUUUGUAUUGCAGAGGGGCUGGUAUUGAAGAGUUCCAUCGGAGAGUUGGAGGAGCCGAGAGGGUUUGGGAGGAUGGUGAAGGGGAAGGGGAAGGAUAAGAAUUGGACGUGGGUCCUGGGAGGUCGUGCCCCCGAGUGA